This is a messenger RNA of Corticium candelabrum, 2334 nucleotides long. RefSeq lists its product as uncharacterized. NCBI's taxonomy places the organism in Eukaryota, Metazoa, Porifera, Homoscleromorpha, Homosclerophorida, Plakinidae. The coding region runs from base 392 to 2089 and encodes 565 amino acids. Gene Ontology annotation, biological process: cell adhesion. The record is from RefSeq and is a predicted model, not a curated record. The transcript is spliced from 5 exons. Gene Ontology annotation, cellular component: extracellular matrix.
CAGCCCCGGAUGCAGUUUCGGGGAUGGAAGCGCCGGACUGCACACAACACUGCAUCUAAAGCGAGGCUAACUCGAAGAGACUUCAAGAGGGCCGGUGAAAGAGAUUAGAGUCAAGUAAGAUAAAAGAGAUUUAGGUGGACCGGAGGGGAAAGAGGGGGUCUUUUUCACAUUACAUCUAACGUCAACAAACUGCAUCGAUCUACCACCACAGAGUAGUGAUCACAAGAUUGAAGUUCUCAACCGGUUACAAUCACAGUAGAUGAUGACGUCAUAUCAGGUAUAACACCAUGCAGGAUCAAACAUCAGUGGGAUCGAUCUUGUACGCUGGUGGCAUACCAGUUGUAACAAGCGAUGCCAGCAAGAACGAAACAUACUCGAUGGAGUCUAUUCAAUGGGUCUUCUUGAAUGUCUGUGUCAACUGGAACUUGUUGAUGUGCACAGUUAUAUGCUGAAUAAAAAUUUGUCCGGAUUCUGGUGCCUCAUUGGUCCACAAGGUCCAGUUGUAAUGCUCCAUUGGUCAAUAAGCUCAUGCACAAGUACUUGUUCUGCAUUCUGCCCUUGGAAGUCGACAAGAGCAGUCGAUUUGUGGCAGAAGGAAGACUCCGGGAGCCAACACACAGAGAUGUCACUGAGUUUAGUUGUAUGCAUGUUGCUGGGCAUAGUCACUGCAGCAUCUGCUGAUGGACACGUUCCACCUGAAGGCAUCAAGCUUACGUAUUGCCGCGGCAAGGCUCUCUACAAACUCACUUUUGAGGGAAUGUGGCAAGAUAAUGUACAGGAUGGUCCUCUUCCUCCUGACGCUAUGUUUUCUUCCUUCACAGUCGCCAGUCAUGAUGCAGAGUACACGAUGUGGAGGCCAGGUUCGAAGGCUAGUGAGGGAGUCAAAAAAGUAGUUGAAACAGGAAACAAUACAUAUUUGAUACACGAAGUUGAGAUGUACAAAGAUCAGGGUCAUGUAUAUAAUACUUUAUAUACAGGCCCUGCAUAUGUCAAUGAGACAGCACAUGAGUAUAUGUAUUUUGAUACUAAAUUCCAUUUUUUGUCCGCAAUAUCAAUGGUGUACCCAAGUCCAGACUGGUUCAUUGGGCUAUCUAACAUUGAUCUAUGUGUCAGUGAUACUGCAAAUUGGAUCAAGGAAGAAACCGUCAACUUUUAUAUUUGGGACGCUGGUACUGACAGUGGCAAGAAUUUUACUGCUAAGGAUUAUUCAACAGACCCGGCUGAAGAUAUAACACUGAUCAUGAGAUCGGAUGAUCCUUAUACUUCAUUUCCUUUGCCAAAUGAUCAUUCUGACCCAAUGUAUAAGUAUGUACCCAAGUUUGCAACCGGUACUAUUGAAUUGGUGAAUGUCACUGAUGAUAAACCAAAAUGUCAAGCACUGGGUAAACAAACCUAUCACGUACAGUUUCGUGGUGACUGGACUGCAGCCAAACAUCCAAAGACUGACUUACCUUCAAAUGCCAUGUUUUCGCCACUCGUGGUCGCUGGACACAACAUGGACUACUCAAUGUGGAGUCCAGGAAUGUUGGCUAGUCCAGGUGUUGAAAAAGUUGCUGAACAAGGUCCACCAGAUGUCCUUAUUGAUGAACUGAAUGAAGCAAACGGAGUUCUUAAUCACACAGCAGCUGGAGGACCAACCAGCUCUAAUGGAACAUUUGAUCUAUAUGUUGAUGUUGAUAUGCACCAUUCGUACGUCUCAGCAGUUUCUAUGAUCUUUCCAAGUCCCGACUGGUUUGUUGGUAUCUCAUCAGUGGAUUUGUGUGAUGGUUACUUUUGGAAGGAUGGACCCAUCAUUGCCGGUCUUUUACCUUGGGAUGCUGGAACUGAAGAUGGGAUGGCAUUUAAUAUAACUAAUGCUGCAACAGACCCUCACGUGGGCAUCAGUCUCAUUACUCCGAGCACUAUGGGAGCAUUUUACAAUCGUGGUCAGCACAUACCAGCAAUACUAAUGGGUACUAUCACCCUGGUGCGUAAGCAAGAUCCUCAGACCGACAACAAGAACCAACUGCAGACUUGGAAGAAUGUGUUCGAAGAACAUCGAGAAGAGUUUAAGAAAUGGCAGAAUGAUGAGUGUCCUUCACGUGCUUAACACCAAUGACACGUGUCUAGACGACUAAUUAGUUGAACGUCAUCCAAUAUAUCAACUGGGCUGCCUUAGCAUGAUGACAUGGUAGAAUUAGAUUUAUGUCGAUGUUGACCUGUUGUGUUCUGUUUUUCUUUGAAUUGUCUGUUUGUUCAGUUUGCAGUAUCAUUGUAAUUUGAAUGUUUACAAGUUCCAGAUUGUAUGCAUAGUAAACUAAAAAACUGUUUCAAUAUCAAUCAAAUGUGUUGGGA